AUGACUGUAAAUUCUACGUCGUUUACAGUUGAAAUUGCUCGAGCGGUUGAUCAAGUUUGUUCUUCUUUAUAUACACAAAUGUUUCAAAAAGUAGCCAGAGAAGAGCCUCAUUAUCUUUCAAAUGAACAACGUACUAUACUCAUGUAUUAUCCAAAUGAGAUCACAUGGUAUAAAGGAAAUAAACGCGAAGAGAUAAUUGAACGAAUUCGACGUACUCAUCUUAAAUGGUUCAAUAGUUGGUUAAGUAAGCAAUAUACUGGUUUACCACCAUAUAUUAAAUGGAGUUCAGUUAUGAAUGAUAUUAUGUUGCAUGCAACUAACUUAUUCUUUCGAAUGGAUCUCGAUGAUGUUAUUACUAGCAAUGAUACACGUCAUGCGUUUCAACAAAUCACUAAUACUAUCAAACGUAUUUUAUUGAACAUUAGUAAAUCGAAUCCAACAACCAUUGAUCCAGCUGUUCUACCUCUUGUUCGAGAACUUCUUUUGAUUCUUUUCUAUUUUACUUUGGAUAGUAAACUUGUUAUUUAUCUUAAAAGUCUUCAAUUAAUCGAUCUUAUGAAUGUACUUAUACGAAAAUCAAAUAAUGAUGAUGAAAUUCAUUUACAAGCCUAUCGAAUUCUGGCUGUUAUUAUGACAGAAGCAGAUAUAAAACAACUGCAAAUUUCAAAUAGAAUUACUAUUGUUUUUAUCACUUUUAUUAAGAAAGCUAUUGAUGGUGGUGUUCCUUAUGUAGCUCGUUUACACAAUAGUCUUCGAAGUCUUAAAGUAUUAACACAACAUGAUCAAAUUCGAGAAGAAUUAAUCAAACAAGAAGGUCAUUCUCUUUUUCUUCGAUGUGCUCUUGAAGAUCAAUUCAAUCCACUCAAAGCAAAACUUCCUGCACUUGAAAUUCUUCUUGCAUUAGUCUUUCACAAAGAAUUUGCGACUAUUCUCAAAAACAAUGAUACUUUCAUGAAUCAUAUUCGAACAUUGACUUCAUCAUUACAACAAGAUCUACAACUAAUAGCUACUGCAUUAAUAUGGAAAUUAGAAAAAGAACCAGAAACAAUAAUCAAAACAGUUCAACAACAACAACAACAACAACAACCUUCUUCAAUUUCUUCAUUAAUGAUUGAUAAAAAACAAUAUGAUAUCAUGAUAAGUUACUCACAUAGUGAUAAAACACUGUGUCAUCGUAUUUUAAGUUCUCUCGAGAAAGAUCAAUUAUGUGUUUGGAUUGAUUCUCGAUUGAUGCAUGGUGCUACAUUUGAUGCUAUGGCUAAAGCUAUUGAAAAUGCAGAAUUUGUACUUGUUUGUAUGUCUGAUGCUUACAAACAGAAUCCUUUAUGUGAAAUGGAAGCAAGUUAUGCAGUUAAAUGUCAAUGCCAUAUUAUUUCAUUAGUCAUGACACCUAAAUACAAAGCUGAUGGAUGGCUUGGAGUGUUAACAUCAGCAUUGAUCUAUAUUGAUUUUCCGAAACUUGGUUUCGAUAAAGCUUAUCAAGAACUUAAGAAACAGAUUGAACUAUUUCGAAUUGAUAAUUCAAGUUCAACAUUUGCUGAACAAGAUGAAGUCCAUCAUAAUUCAAGUUCGUUGGUGGAUAAUACAUCGGAAAUAGUUCCAAGUGAAGAAAAUAACGAAGAACCAUGUUCAGUUUUGAAAUACCCACAUUGUAUUGAUAUGUGGACUGAAGAUCAUGUUAAAUCGUUUCUUCUUGACAAAGAACUUGAUGCUUUUCUACCUAUCCUAGACGGAAUGAACGGAAAAUUACUACAUCAAGCUUAUUUCAUGUGUCAAGCCAAUCAACAAGGAAUGUUUUUAUCAUUGAAAGAAGACGUUAAUAGAUCUCAACAUGCAAUACUCAGUUUAAAAGACUAUCUUACUUUUCUCGAAGAAAUUAAAAUCUAUAUACCAUUCACAGCUAACAAUUCAUUGAAUCCAAUAUCAACUGUUUGUAAUCUUAUCUGA
This is a messenger RNA of Rotaria sordida, 1947 nucleotides long. The record is from the annotation of a GenBank genome assembly. Lineage: Eukaryota; Metazoa; Rotifera; Eurotatoria; Philodinida; Philodinidae.